AUGGUUGCUGAGAAGGGAACUGAACCACUUACUCUCCAAGAGCUUCUGGAGCUCAAGAUUGAGUGAGUUACAUUUUAACUAUCACAAAAAAAUUAAUUGAAGAUUUUUCGAAUUUUUAAUUUAGAAUAGCAAAAAGAUUUCCGAAUUGAUUCACUGUCACUAGGAAAAUAUUUUUCAAGAAAGUUUUUUCAAGCUGAUUUUUUUUUUUGAAGUGAAGUUUUUUAGUGCCAGCAAUUUCAUGGACAACGUAGCCGUCGCAAAAGCGAUCAAACUACAAAUAGGAGAAUUCAAACCUGAAAUCGGAAUCAUUUGUGGAUCAGGACUCACCCCAAUUGGAGAACAGCUGGAAAAGGCCAUCAUCGUGCCUUAUUCGCAAAUUCCCGGCUUCCCUAGAGCUGAAGGUAAACUCUUUGAGAUUUAAAAUCAACCGUAGGGUCCUCUGAUUGAAUUCUUAUGUUUUCCAAAAACACGACAAGAAUUUCAUUCAAAAGUUGAUACAGACUUAAUUCAAGAGGAUUUAUCAUAUUUUAAUUGCUUUUCAGUUCCUGGACACACCGCAGCGCUCGCCUUUGGAGAACUCGAAGGCAAAAAAAUCAUGUGCAUGCUGGGUCGCUUCCAUCCUUACGAGUACAACAUGGACCUUACCCUGGUUUAGUUUUGAAGUAGUGCUUCUAUCUUUAUUAAUUACGGUAUUCUCCGUUUCAAAUUAUUAUUUUUGAACCUACAAAAAGAGUUUUUUUGGGUUUCAAAUUUGAAAUGAUUUUUUUCUUAACUACACUCGAAAACUUCAGAUAAAAAUUCCUGAUGGUUGCUAUAUGCCCGAAAGUAUAGUUUUUUAGAAAAGGUCUUCAAACAUGCAAAAAUAGGAAAAAUUCGAUUCUUUACACUAAAGUUUCAAAUGCCCGUGUAAAAUUUAAAUAUAUGCGAGGACAAAUUCAAACAAUCUUGCCUUGUUCAUUGAACAUUACAGCUUCCAGCAGACAGCAAAAUUUACCAUCCUUCCUUUCUUUCAGUGUUCGAUGCCUGUGAGGAUCAUGCACUUGUUGGGAGUGCAAACUCUUAUCGUUUCAAACGCCGCUGGAGCGAUCAAUCGAAACUUCGAGUUUGGAGAUCUCAUGCUCAUAAAGGUACGAUCAAAGUCCACAUACCUUCUUGGUAUCCAAAAUUCUCUACAACUUCAAGCCUGGGAAAUAUCUGUUUUUCCAGGAUCAAAUCUUUCUCCCAGGCCUUGCUGGAUACUCUCCGAUCGUCAAACUGAAGGAUCCUCAUUUUGGAAAUUGUUUUGUUUCCAUGCACAGCGCAUAUGACAAAUCUUUGAGGUCAGUUAUUCAUGAUCAAAUAAGGCGAGCUUAUUUGUCGUAAUUUUUCAGGACGCUUGCCAAGAAGGUUGCUAAGGACAUCGACUUGAAGCUCCACGAAGGAAUUUACGUGAUGUCUGGAGGUCCUCAGUACGAGUCUCCUGCUGAGGUUUCGUUGAUUCGUUUCCUUUGCAGAAAUAUCAUCUUUUUUAUGGGCUCAAGAUUAUUUUAUAAGAUAACAUGGCUUUCGUUUCUUUUCAAAUAAUUCUUAAUCGUAGAAAUUUUAAGGUCAUGCUGUACAAGACAGUUGGCGCGGACGCUUUGGGCAUGUCGACUUGCCACGAGGUCACUGUCGCUCGUCAGUGUGGAAUCAGAGUCGUUGGCUUCUCUCUCAUCACAAACAUGUAGGAGUUAUUGAAACUAGCGAAAAGCUGAAAGCAGGCGAAAAAAAAUUGCCAUUUUUCUCGAGAGGCGAGAAUGUUAGGAUGCUACCGAAGGAAAGCUUUCUAUGUCAAAUUUUUGCUUGGUCAGUUUACCUCCCAAUUAGUAUCAUCCAACAACCGAUAAACUCCGUGAAAUGUUUCUAUCAACCACCAAAAAUCCUUUUUCCUCUAGACAAUUGCAAAUAUAUGUAAUCGAAUGAAAAACUAACUUCAAUUCCCUUUUUUUUUCAACAGUUCGAGUUCAAUCUAAACUUUGAAAAUUCCAGCGGAAACCUGGACGCUGACAACGCCGCUGAAGUAACUCACGACGAAGUUCUGGAUGUCGCCAAGUUCGCUGCAAACCACGCUACUAAGUUCGUUCGUCAGUUGGUCAAAGAGUUGGAUGACUAUACCGUUCCGCCUCUUUUGGACAAAAAGACCAAGGAAAGAAUGCCAAUGUACGUCCAUGAAUUCUGA
This is a messenger RNA of Caenorhabditis auriculariae, 2197 nucleotides long. NCBI's taxonomy places the organism in Eukaryota, Metazoa, Nematoda, Chromadorea, Rhabditida, Rhabditidae. The record is from the annotation of a GenBank genome assembly.